AUGAGUUUUAUCAUGAAGCUUCACAGACACUUUCAGCGGACAGUUCUUUUGCUUGCCACCUUUUGUAUGGUGAGCAUUGUCAUUUCAGCCUACUACUUGUACUCUGGCUACAAACAAGAGAAUGAACUCUCUGAAAUGUCUUCAGAAAUGGAUUGUGGGGAGCUUCCAUAUCUGCCACAUACAUUAAUGGAGCUAAAGACCAUGAAGCCCUUUGACCCAUUAAGGACAGACCCCAUUGUUCUGGUGUUUGUGGAGAGCCAGUACUCUUCCCUGGGUCAAGACAUCAUCAUGAUACUUGAAUCAAGUAGGUUUCAGUAUCAUAUAGAAAUUGCUUCUGGAAAAGGGGACCUCCCUGUGCUGAUUGACAAAAGUAAAGGCAAAUAUGUCCUUAUUAUAUAUGAAAAUAUUUCAAAGUAUGUCAAUAUGGACUCUUGGAAUCGAGACCUUUUAGAUAAAUACUGUGUAGAAUAUGGUGUGGGGAUCAUUGGAUUCUACAAGAGCAGUGACAAUAGCCUGCAGGGCUCUCCACUAAAAGGUUUCCCUUUUUCAGUUCAUGGAAACCUUGCUGUGAAAGGUUGUUGCAUUAACCCUCAUUCUCCAUUGCUCCGGGUGACCAAAUCCUCUAAGCUUGAUAGACGUUCCUUACCUGGAAGUGACUGGACAGUUUUCCAAAUCAAUCAUUCGGCAUAUCAACCAGUGAUAUUUGCCAAAGUCAAGGCCCCUGAGAACCUUUCUCCCCCCAUUUCCAAGGGUGUUCUUUAUGCCACCAUCAUCCAUGAUCUAGGGCUUCAUGAUGGGAUUCAGCGGGUUCUUUUUGGCAACAACUUGAACUUUUGGCUGCACAAGCUCAUCUUCAUAGAUGCCAUCUCCUUCUUGUCAGGGAAGAAACUCACAUUAUCCUUGGACAGGUAUAUUCUUGUGGACAUUGAUGACAUCUUUGUGGGGAAGGAGGGAACAAGGAUGAAUACCAAUGAUGUUAAGGCCCUGCUUGAUACUCAGAAUCUCUUGAGAGCUCAAAUCACAAAUUUUACUUUCAACCUGGGAUUUUCAGGGAAGUUUUAUCAUACAGGAACAGAAGAAGAAGAUGAAGGGGAUGACCUCUUACUGGGGUCUGUGGAUGAGUUCUGGUGGUUUCCUCACAUGUGGAGUCACAUGCAGCCCCAUCUCUUCCACAAUGAGUCAUCUCUGGUGGAGCAGAUGAUUCUUAACAAAAAAUUUGCCUUAGAGCAUGGCAUUCCUACCGACAUGGGCUACGCAGUGGCGCCUCAUCAUUCCGGAGUUUAUCCUGUCCAUGUCCAACUUUAUGAGGCCUGGAAGAAAGUCUGGAAUAUUAAAAUCACAAGCACUGAGGAAUAUCCACAUCUGAAACCAGCACGCUACCGCCGUGGCUUCAUCCAUAAAAACAUCAUGGUUCUUCCCCGACAAACUUGUGGUCUUUUCACACAUACAAUCUUCUACAAAGAAUAUCCAGGAGGUCCAAAAGAACUAGACAAGAGUAUCCAAGGAGGAGAACUUUUCUUUACCCUUAUCCUCAAUCCAAUCAGCAUCUUCAUGACCCAUUUGUCCAACUAUGGGAAUGACCGCCUGGGGUUAUACACCUUUGUGAACUUGGCCAACUUUCUGCAGAGCUGGACAAACCUGAAACUGCAGACACUGCCUCCAGAGCAGCUGGCUCACAAGUACUUUGAGCUCUUCCCAGAGCAGAAAGACCCUCUCUGGCAGAAUCCCUGUGAUGACAAACGCCACAGAGAUAUCUGGUCUAAAGAAAAAACCUGUGAUCGAUUACCAAAAUUUUUGGUAAUAGGACCUCAGAAAACUGGUACCACAGCUUUGUUUUUGUUCCUGGUUAUGCAUCCUUCCAUCAUUAGUAACUCCCCCAGCCCAAAAACCUUUGAGGAGGUACAGUUCUUUAAUAGAAAUAACUACCACAGGGGGAUUGAUUGGUACAUGGAUUUCUUCCCCGUGCCCUCUAAUGUCACUACUGACUUUCUAUUUGAGAAAAGUGCCAAUUACUUCCAUUCAGAGGAAGCUCCCAAGCGAGCAGCAUCUCUGGUCCCCAAGGCCAAGAUCAUCACCAUUCUCAUUGACCCCUCAGACCGAGCAUACUCCUGGUACCAGCAUCAGCGAUCACAUGAAGAUCCCGCAGCUCUGAAAUUCAGCUUUUACCAGGUAAUCACAGCUGGUCCCCGAGCUCCCUCAGAGCUGAAAGUGCUGCAGAAGAGAUGCCUAGUACCUGGCUGGUAUUCUACCCAUAUAGAAAGAUGGUUAACUUAUUUUCCUCCAUUUCAGUUACUGAUUAUUGAUGGGCAGCAGUUAAGAACUGACCCUGCUACUGUGAUGGAUGAUGUGCAAAAGUUCCUGGGAGUCUCUUCUCAUUAUAAUUAUUCUGAAGCUUUAACAUUUGAUUCUCACAAAGGUUUCUGGUGUCAGUUGUUGGAAGAAGGUAAAACCAAAUGCCUUGGGAAGAGCAAAGGAAGGAAGUACCCCCCCAUGGAUUCUGAGUGUAGAACAUUUCUGUCAAGCUACUAUCGUGAUCACAAUGUGGAACUAUCUAAGCUAUUACACAAACUGGGGCAGCCACUGCCAGCUUGGCUAAGACAGGAGUUACAGAAAGUGAGAUAG
This is a messenger RNA of Vombatus ursinus (common wombat), 2622 nucleotides long. Its product is annotated as bifunctional heparan sulfate N-deacetylase/N-sulfotransferase 3. Bases 1 to 2622 code for a protein of 873 amino acids. Gene Ontology annotation, molecular function: heparan sulfate N-sulfotransferase activity; deacetylase activity. The transcript has 13 exons. NCBI's taxonomy places the organism in Eukaryota, Metazoa, Chordata, Mammalia, Diprotodontia, Vombatidae. Gene Ontology annotation, cellular component: Golgi apparatus. The record is from RefSeq and is a predicted model, not a curated record.